AUGUUCGAGCCCAUGUUCGGGCCCAUCCUCGAGCCCGAUCUCGACCCCCCUAACGAGUGUAGAUCUACACACUCCCAAGUACCCACGAUUCAUCUUCCCUUCGACCAUCGGUGUGGUGCCUGUGGGAGGGCGUUCCAGGACGAAAACAGCGUGACCGCCGUGGCCAGACUCGACGAUACUACGUUCACGACAUAUAGGAUAAUAGGAACUUUUACCACAUAUGAUGCGCCAAAGCCCACCGUACGAAGGUACGAAUCUUAUUACCCCUGUGAGGCCGAUGGCUGCGCACUUUGUGAUGAUGCUCCCGAGGCAAUAGCAUGCCAUAAUGACUGUCUCAAUGUUGUUUACGAUAAAAGAGCACCUCAAGAUUGUUUGUUGAAGUUAUGGACUGCAGGUACUUGGAGAAAUCCUUGUUACCGCUCCCCACCUUUGCUCUUGUCCCCAUCAGAUAACCCUACCUCCCGUAUGGAGGCGGCUGUUCAUGUGUUCCCUUCUCUUGCAAGGCUUCCUCACAAUGUGCAGCACAUGAUUCUCAAAGACUGCGACGACGCUUUUCUUUGGCGCUACGCGACCGUGUACGAGCUUGCACGCCGGAUGAACUGGGACCAUUUCUAUGCUGGGACCCUUUCCAUUGAUAGAAUACACAGCUGGUCUCGACCUCAGGAGCUGCCAUCGGAAGCAAAUACCAUCAUCGAAGAUCUACCAGUAGAGGGGGCCAACAACGAGGGAUACAUUCUGCUUAUUAUUGAUUCUCAAGGGCUUAGGGACAUUCUCCGGCUCCCUGAACUUUGGGACCGUCCCGACUACUGCUCAGAAGGGCUGCGUUUCAUCAGUGGGCCUGCUGAGAGCUUCUCCGGAUUUUCUGUUGACUUCAAGUAUGGUCUAGCUCGUUUGAUCGUUCCGCCUGGACGAAAGGUCCAGUUCUGGAGAUCCCACUCUCCCCCAAACAACCAAAUGAUCAUUGACUCCGAGGGACCAUCACCGGACUUCCCCCUGUACACAGGCCUCUUCUCAGCAAGCCAUUUCGUAUCAAUCGACUUGAACAAAUGCUAUGGGCUCACGGUUUUUAGUUCUCCCCGUGGUGUGGUUGGUAUGCAUGCGCACACACCCGAAAGCCCCCUGGCUAUGGAGGCCUUUGAGCGCCUGCGGCCUCGCCAGCUCAAGCAGUCGGUCAUUUGGUUUUAUGUCCCUCUCGGGCCGCAUGAAAAGGUCCUUUCACUAGGCCUUCGGUUUCAAUACACUCAGGGAAGGCGCAUGCUCCCUAGCCUUAUUAUCCGUUUGCAAUCGGGGCGAUAUACCAUCGGGCCAUGGUAUAAUGCACAAAAUGGACCAGCGGGAGACCUCACAUUCCAGGUCAGAGGGAGGCCUACUCUUCUCUACGAAGUACCACCACGUUAUUCGCUUUCUACACUUACCGUACUGCCUCAGACAGAAGUCUCUAAGGAACUCCAGACGCUCAAAGCAAGGGUACCUCAGCUUUGGACUCCCCAUCCCCAUUUUUCCUCGGCUCGAUUGGAAAACAUUGACAAAGUCUUGGUGUUUUCCGAUUUAGCCCCCGGAUUCUGCAGAGGAAUGCUCAUCACAUAUAAAGACUCGAAGAAGAAAUUCGUGGGUGAAUGCCGUUGGGGUCACCAGUCACUCAGGGUCUAUCAGAGCCCAUUAAGGCUAUUUUAUUAUCAGGGAGCAUUUCGUGCCCAAAACGCGCCGCGGUCUGCUCCACUGGUGGAAGUGUCGGACGUGGUCUUUGACUCCAGAUAUUUUGUUACACCGGCUUCUUGUCACAGGGAGGGUUGGCGUUCAUGUGAGCUGAAGGGGGAGCUUCACUUUUGGUUCAACGCCUGCGAGUCUCAUGUGUCCGUUCACCAAGAGUGA
Molecule: messenger RNA, 1872 nt
Organism: Clonostachys byssicola
Lineage: Eukaryota; Fungi; Ascomycota; Sordariomycetes; Hypocreales; Bionectriaceae
Source: the annotation of a GenBank genome assembly